AUGCUCCACGCCUGUCCCCGCCUUCUCUUUCACCCGAUUGGCUACAGGGCCUACGCGUCGCGAACAACGGCGCCUCCCAUUUGCUAGUUCAUCUUGCACCGCCCCCCCCCCGACCCACGCAAGAUGGCAGCCAAGCGCUCUCUGAGGUACCCGGGGCUGUUAAUGUGGAGGUUGUGGCAGGCCGGGGGAGCGCCACAAAAUCCGGGAGCCGGCCUGCGCCUGGAAGUGAGGGCUUAUUCCCCGGGCGACGGCUCAUACUCGCGCACGGCGCUCUAUGAGCUGCUCGGCGUCCCCUCCACAGCCACGCAGGCGCAAAUCAAGGCGGCCUACUACCGGCAGUGCCUCCUCUACCACCCGGACCGCAACUCGGGGAGCGCCGAGGCUGCCGAGCGCUUCACGCGCAUCUCCCAGGCCUACGUGGUGCUGGGCAGCGCCACCCUGCGCCGCAAGUAUGACCGCGGCCUGCUCAGCGACGAGGACCUGCGCGGACCCGGCGGCCGGCCCUCCAGGACGCCGGCGGCCGACCCCGGCGCGCCCCGCGCCCCGCCGCCUGCCUCUCGGGCCCCCGGCCGUGGUCAGGCCGCGCCGGGCGCCACCCGCACCAUGUUCGACUUUGACGCCUUCUACCAGGCGCACUACGGAGAGCAGCUGGAGCGGGAGCGGCGCCAGAGGGCCCGGCGUGAGGCCCUCCGCAAGCAGCAGGAGGACCGCGCCGCGAGGGGCUUCCGCUGGGACGAGACCCGCGACACGGCUUUCGUCUUCCUGCUCCUCGCCAUCUUCAUCAUCGUGGGCUUUCGUUUUUAAUCGGAGAGAGGAGGGCGGGGGAGCAGCCCCAGCCAGCCCCACGAAGAUGGGCUUUCCCGUCUUCUCGAGCCCUUUGCCCUCCAUAGUCUACCUCUGCUGGAGUCCGAAGGACUGCUCUCCCCUCCUCUUCCCCGCCCGCCCAGCCUAGCCGUGGACCUGCACAUCCCUCCCUCCACGGUCCAGAAAAGGUGGCUUUUCGAUGCCCGAGAAAGAGGCCCCAAGAUGGAGAGUCCCGAAAGCCCAAUAGUGAAGGGUUUUCUGGAGUCCCUUGGGUGCCUGCUUCCAGAGGUUGCCUUCCUGAUGUUGUCCACUUCUGGAACACUUGCUCUGGCUUUGUUGUAAAGCUCUGAGCAAGCACUGGCUGCUCCUGCCCUGCGUGUCUACCGUGGGGCUCCUCUGUAACCUUGAAACGUGCAAUGUGACCAAUUGUUGGCUGCCAAAAGAAAAAUUCUGGGGUUGUACGAACCUUGUCUUUCUGUGAGUUCCCCAAGCCACAGGUGAGACCUGGUGUAGGGUAAGAAUGUGGUAUUUGGAACCUUGCCAUUCUUGUGUGGUCAGCCCCAGACCCCACUCUCCCUUCUGUUGGUGGCAUGUGAGAGUGGGAAAGCAAGGUCAUCAAGUAAGGAAUGAGCGUUCCUGUGCUCAUAGUUAUCUAAUGGAUGACCUUGGAGAAGUUACUCUGUGGGCAUGACAGCAAAGGAGCACAUCAUCUGCUCUCCUGAGGUCUGUCACAUUUUAUUAUCCAUAGUUCUGGUGGGCUCGGUGAUUAAAACCUGAUGCCGGUCAAGUCAGAUUUAUCCUUGGGAUAGUGUACCGGUCACCAGGUCAUCCCUUUACCAGCCAGCCCCAUGGCUAACUGUGCAACUCAUACCCUGCCAGAAAUAGAGCAACAAACUGGGAGUUUGAGUCGUCUGAAUGUGGCGCAUCCUCCUGCUUAGCUUGCAAUGCUUAUCGCAGGCCCCACAAGACAAGUACUUGAAACAUGGCUGCUUUUUUUGUCUAAUUCGUGCUAAGCAGCGGUCAUCACUUGGCUGGAGCUGUAAUAGUCAGGCUCUCUUAACCAUGGGGGGUGUGGGUUGGCUGUGAGAUUGUAGGUGCUCAAACGUUUAUGCACUGGGACUGAGUGUAAAGCUGUGGGGAUAGGAAACCUGUGCAAGAGAUCUCCCACAAGGGUGAGGGCCUAAGUCUAGGUUCUAAACGAAGUCAGAGGUGCUUUGGUAUCUUAAUACCAAUUCCCACACUCAAUCUUUUGUGUGAAAUCCUUGUAUAAAUUGGGAUAAACUCACAGCUAGUUCAACUUGGUCUCUUGAAAUCCAUUCAAUUCUCUCUAGCUUUGGAGGGUUGGCGCAAGCUCUUGGUCAUGGCUUUGCAGUGACCCUACAAUUAAGGGGUAAAGCUGUGAGCCCAGUCUGGUUCAGACUUGCUGGGCUCAGUGAGCCUUGAUUUGGGGGGAGGGGCAAAUGUACUUUGAAAAAGAACAUUUAAUGUUAUUAUGUUUCAUAUUUGGAAAACAAGAGGAAAGAUCUGGGUUUUUUUUUGAAAUGCCAACUACAGGAAAUGAAGCUUAGUAAAAUGUACAGAAACUAGUGAUUCUCAACCAAGGAGUUGGGGUAUAACAAAGUGUCCUUGGGGCAAGAUUCUAUCAAAGUUUCUAUCAAAAGGGGUUGGGAUUCUUUUGGAUUUUAUUUGUAAAAAUACUGGUGGUCUGUAAUAGCUGGGACCUUUCUCAUGGGCUGCUUGACAUAGACUCCUCAAGUUUGUUCUCUGUCCGUGAAGAACAUGGAGAUAAAUAAAGGUUCCAGAGGGUUUUGGGGGUUGGGGAAUCCAGAAUGUGAAACUUCUGGAACAUUCCAGAACAUUCCAUGCAGCUCCAAGCAGGGUAGUCAAUAAAGUUUAUUAACCAUCCAA
Messenger RNA from Diceros bicornis minor, 2712 nucleotides. RefSeq names its product DnaJ heat shock protein family (Hsp40) member C30 (gene DNAJC30). Lineage: Eukaryota; Metazoa; Chordata; Mammalia; Perissodactyla; Rhinocerotidae. The record is from RefSeq and is a predicted model, not a curated record.